Molecule: messenger RNA, 4445 nt
Organism: Folsomia candida
Lineage: Eukaryota; Metazoa; Arthropoda; Collembola; Entomobryomorpha; Isotomidae
Product: E3 ubiquitin-protein ligase ZNF598
Exons: 9
Coding region: 521-3622 (1033 amino acids)
Biological process (GO): protein ubiquitination; rescue of stalled cytosolic ribosome
Molecular function (GO): ribosome binding; ubiquitin protein ligase activity
Source: RefSeq, a predicted model, not a curated record
UCCAACUUUCAGAUAGAAACCAACCACCACCACACCACCUCUAAAAAUAAAAAACGGAUACAUUUUCAUUUUCCAACAUCAACCAGGUAAAAAUUUAAUUUCAAGUUAUAUAAUUGCCAAAUUCUUGCAUCCAUUCUGCGAGCCUAAGCCGAACCGCGUUCUUAUCAAGAAAAGUGAUAAAAAACUAAUCAAUCGUGACGUAAUUCGUGGAAUUGUCGGUGACGUUGACUUUCGUCUUGCCGUGUGGCAAUUUAGUCACUUGUUGAAGAGAGAGGGUAGCUGCAUAGUGUCGGCAGCUGGAUCGUUGUCAAACGUUAAAAAAAGUAUUGGAACGUUUCGGUUUAUAAUUGUCAAAGUUGAAUAAUUAAGUAUCGAAGGAAGAACAAGUUUUAGUUUGAGCAACAGUUUAUUAGGAAAAGGAGAAGUGAAAGGAUAGAAUUUAAUUGGCUCAAAAUAAUUUAACGGUUUUUAUUUUUUAUAAAUUUCUGUAAAAAGAAAGCAACUGAUAAAUUCUAAAUCGAUGGCGUCAACAGAAUCCAGUAGUAAAAGCGCGAGUAGUAGAGGUCUUCGAAACGGAAGUGGUCGUGGAGGAGGUAGUGGUGGAAAUACUACGAGAAGUGAUCGCGGAGAAAAUAGAGGCGAUCGUGACCGCGGAGAAACAAGGGGCGAUCGCGGCGAAACCAGAGGCGAUCGUGACCGCGGAGAAACAAGGGGCGAUCGCGGCGAAACCAGAGGCGAUCGUGACCGCGGAGAAACAAGGGGCGAUCGCGGCGAAACCAGAGGCGAUCGUGACCGCGGAGAAACAAGGGGCGAUCGCGGCGAAACCAGAGGCGAUCGCGACCGCGGAGAAACUAGAAGUCGAGGAAACAAGGAUUCGUACGAACCUCGCCGCGGAGGCAGAGGUCAACAACACGAUGAAGGAAGUGACCGUGACCAUCAUUACGUUGGUCAACAUCAGAACGAAGGACGACGUGGAUCUCGACAACAAUCCGCCCGUGAAGAACGUGACGGCGGAUCUUCACAUUAUCAAUCCGACAAUCGCCGCGAUCGUGACGACGGAUCUUAUUACGACAGCAGACGUGGUCCUGAAAGAGGAAUUAGGGUCCAACCCCCUCCCCGCAUGCGAAAUAAAGUCCCACCCCAUCCCGCCGCCCUGGUCGCGGCGGCCGCUGCGGGAAAAAUUGAACCAAAUUAUGAAGAACACAGCGACAAGAAUUGCAUCGUUUGUUACAAAGAAGUCAAAUAUUAUUCCGUAGGAGCUUGCAAUCAUUCCGUUUGUUACGAGUGUUCGGGACGAAUGAGGGUUUUAAUGGAGCAGAAUGAAUGCCCCAUUUGUCGACAGACGUUAGAAAUUGUGAUCUUCACAAAAGGUCUGAAACCAUUUAAAGAGUUGAAAGAUCGGCUCCGUAUGUUCAUCCUGCUCCCGCAAUGGGGCCUCUAUUUGGAGGGGGAAGACGUCAACCGCGAUUUUGAACAGUUACUCGAACAUCGCUGCCCCUAUUGUCACGAGGAGGCGGAUACGUUCCCCACUUUUAAAGACCUCAAACGCCACGUGCAACGGGACCAUGAAAUGUAUUCGUGCGACUUGUGCUCAGAUAAUAUCAAGCUUUUCUCAAGAGAACGCUGCUUCUAUACACGGCAAGAACUCGCCACACAUAAGCGGAAAGGGGACCGGAACGAUAAGUCGCACCGGGGUCAUCCCCUCUGUGAAUUCUGUGAUCGCCGCUACUUUGACCACGACGAGUUGUACAAGCAUUUACGCAAGGACCAUUAUUUCUGUCACUUUUGCGACGCCGACGGAUUUAAUCAUUAUUACAAUACUUACGACGAUCUACGCCUCCACUUUAGAAAGGAGCAUUUUCUCUGCGAGGAGGAAAAUUGCAAGGAGGAAAAAUUUACGUCCGUGUUCCGAACGGAGAUUGAUAUGAAGGCCCAUUUGACCGCUGUUCAUAGCAGACUGCUCGGAAAACAUGGGACAAAGCAGGCACGCAUGAUCGAUCUCGAGUUUAACAUCAAGUCGGAUGAGGAUCGCAGGUCGAGAAGGUUUAACGGGGAAGGAUUCGUGGGACGGGGUGGAGGUCGACGAGAACGUGGUGGUGAUCACGGCGAAGAAGAAAUUGAUGACGUACCUCGACCCGUUUUCGAACCGCCACUCCAUCCCCAACCAAAGGUAGAUUCGGUCGCCGAUUUUCCCAUGCUGGAGGGUGCCGCGGCGGCUCGAGUUCUUCUCCCCGUGACGAACGGAAGUAGUCACGCAAAUUCUUCAAUUGCUCAAAAGGUUGCCCUUUCUUCGGGAAGAAAUGUAAUAAAUAAACAAUCCGGUAGCGGAGGGGGAGGUCCAAAGUGGAACGCUAAAAGUCGACAGGACGAAGAAUUCCCAGCAUUGGGACUAAACGAUCAAGUAGUUCAACCAUCGUCUCGCCAAUUCGUCACCACUACCGCGUCCACCGUGAUCUCCACCAAGAAACCAACCCCACCCGUCGACACCCAACCCGCCAAACGGAACGGGUUUGCCCGUCCCACCACACUGUCCUCCGCCCUCGAAGAAUUCCCCUCCCUUGGGAAUCCCACCUCCUCCGCCAAUGGCACUGCCUGGGCUGGCUCCGGCGUAAAAAUGAAAAAGGGCAAGCAAACCCCUCGCACCCUUAAAGUUGCGGCACCCCCGCUCGAGCGGAAAAUCGAGGUCGACCCCUACGACUCAUUUCAAUUCGUUCCUUUAAGCGUCUCUCGCGCCAGGAAGGACUCUCUCAGCAAAAAGUACGAAUGUAUCAUUGCCAACGACGAGAAUGACGACAUGCCCCCAUUAACGACGGAAAAGAAGAAGAAAAACAAGACCACCUCGUCCUCCAAUGAGUAUCCUUCGUCUCCGAAAGAAAAAGCGAAAGCUGUCGCGGCCCUGUUUAAUGGGAAAUCUCCAGAAAAUAAAGACGGUGCUAGUAGCAGUAGCAGCAAAACCCCCACCAAACCGACCAACGACGACUUCCCGUCGCUCGAACCGGUCAAAAAAUCCACCCAGUUUUUAUCCACCUGUAAAAAAUCGCCCUCUCCUUCUUCCCCUCGACCAAACAAGAUCGCACCUCCGCCCGGAUUUGGAAACGCGACGCCAAAAUCUGGCACGACCGAUUUGUUCGAUCUCUCCUUCCUCACGGCCGCGUCGAAUAAUAAAAAUCACAAUAAUAACAACAUAUCGGAGGACUUGGAGUUGUUGAAGGCGAAGGCGGGCGCGGUAGGAAAGUUGUACAGUCAACCGCCCGAAUUUACGAGGAGGAACGGGCGCCUCUUGGAAGCCAUAAAAAGUUCCCUUAAUCGGGAUGAGAGUUCCUUUGAGAUGUUCAAAAGUGUGAGUAAUCAGUAUCGGAGGGGAGAACUGGAGUCGAAAGAGUAUUACGAGCUGUGUCAAGACCUUUUUGGAGUGACGGAUUUUCGCGUCAUAUUUCCCGAGCUGGUCGCCCUCCUGCCGGAAAUUGAGAAGCAGCAGGAGCUUUUGGCCUCGCAUCGCCGCUCGGGUGGAAUAAUGAAAGACUUAUCCUCUUGCCAUGAAUGUUUCCAAGUUAUCAAAGCUGGCGAUAUGGCGGCCCAUAUUCAAUCUCAUUCUGCUGCGGAAGUCUUCCCUGCCUUGUAAAAUUUAAAAAAAGAGGAAGAAACAACUAAUAAAAUACAACGGACUCAAAUAAUUCGGAUUUAGAAAUACACGGGAAAAAAACUUAUUAAAUAAAUAAUACUUAUUGAAAAUUUUAUGUAUUGAUGGUGGAUCAAUAGAGGGAAUUAUCGAAACUAAAAAACUAUGUACGGUUUUAAAAUUUCUGUAACUUUCUUCGGUUAAAAUUUGCGGAGAAAAUAUGGAAAAUAUUUAGAAGAGGACACUCAAGCAUGAUUUAACGUUCAGCUCCGGAAAUUUUGACCAAAAUCACUCGAGAGAAAGCGUAAAUUACGGAAAUUUUAAAAGCGUAGUUUUGAUAAUUGCCUAAUUAACAAUUAUAAAAUAUGUAGUAUGUAAUUAAUUCGAUAAUUGCCCAAAUAAUAUGAACAGUCAACAGUAGAUUUACGAUUUUAGUAUGUACUUGCUAUACAUAAAGUCUAACUGUGAUUUUUACCGUAUUAUUACUGGAGCUAUGUAUGUAUCUAUGAAUCGACAUAUACGCAAAUAUUUAAAUGUGGCAGGAUUAAUCUAAUCGCUUUAAUUAAUAAUCGUCAUAAUUAUAAUUAUAUAUGUUGACCAUUGAUAUUAUCGUUCCUCCAAGUUGGAUCCUUACAUAUUUCACGGUCUCAUCUCCGAAUUGACGACUCAAAAUAUCAAAUUUAGUAUAUGUACUGUAGCUAAAUAGUUGAUAAGAAUUUAGUGAAAUUGGUAGUAAAAAAUACUCGGGAGAAAGUUAUAUUUGAAAAAAAUCGACUUUAUUGGAAAAAUUUGAAAUAAAUGGAUCAGUUCCAAACCAAAUUAUGAA